Molecule: messenger RNA, 519 nt
Organism: Lichtheimia ornata
Lineage: Eukaryota; Fungi; Mucoromycota; Mucoromycetes; Mucorales; Lichtheimiaceae
Exons: 1
Coding region: 1-519 (172 amino acids)
Source: RefSeq, a predicted model, not a curated record
AUGAAAAAGUCUGUUCGAUUCAGUGCUGAUUUGGAUACCGUGCACCUCACAUACAGCGAUGCUGAAUAUGAUCGUACAUCAGGGGACAUGUUUUUCCUCUUGUCAAGGCCGCAUUCAGCACCUACAUCUUCAUCCACUGCAAGAGAAAAAACAUCAUCAUCAUCACCCACCAAACCAAAACGACCCCUUACCCAUCGACCAGCACCUAGCAACAAGCGACCAAUGAUCGCUCCGCUUGAUCUAUCAGGGAUACCCAAUGCUUGCCGUCGUACACCAUCGUUGGGUCAUCAAGUGAUCGUCAAACCACAAUGCAGCGGCGAUAGCCAUAACAAUAGCAAAAAGCAACAUUGGCAAAAACAGCCUCAUCAUCUCAGACCCAAAUUGUGCAUUGACACGGGUGCCAUCCUCGGUACAUCUCCCCGCUUUCUUACACAUUACAACAAUACAUCCACGUGCCGAUCCGAUGAUGAUCACUAUAACUUUCACUUAUCCCCCGUAUCUCCAGCAUCUUGCUAUUAA